UCCAAGAGGAAAUCAAAUGUCCCUUCUGCCUAUAAUAUCUGACGGACCUAGUCACCAUACACUGUGGGCACAACGUCUGCGGAGGCUGCAUCACUCAGCACUGUGAGACAUGGGCAGAGGUGGGCUCUGACCCUUUGUGCUGCCCUAGCUGCAGAGCCCGAAUCCGGAAAGGGGCUCUCCGGAAUAACUAUCAGCUAGGAAACAUAGUGGAAAAAAUCAAACAACUGCAUUUCAAACCAGGAAAAGAGACUCUGUGUGAGAGACACGGCAAAGCCCUGGAUCUGUUGUGUGAAGAGGACGGGGAAGCCAUGUGUGUGGUUUGUGAGAGAUCCCCAGAGCACAGAUCUCACACGGUGCAGCUCAUGGAGGACGCUGCCCAGAAAUACAAGGAAAAAAUCCAGGCUCAUUUGAAGACUCUGAGGGAGGAGAGAGAAAAGCUGCUGGGAUCUAAAGUGACUAGAGAGGAGAAAAGCCCGAAGUAUCUGAAACAGAUAGAAAAGAAGAGGCAGCAAAUUGUAGCUGAUUUUCAGCAAUUGCACCAAUUCCUGGAGGAACAAGAGGAGCUCCUGCUGGCCCAGCUGGAAAAGCUGGAGGAGGAGAUAAUGAAGAUACAGAAUGAAAAUAUCACCAAAGUCUCUGAGGAAAUUUCCCAUCUCAGUAACCUGAUCAGUGAGCUGGAGGGGAAGUGUCAGAAGCCAGCAAGUGAAUUCCUGCAGGACAUCAGAAGCACCUUGUCCAGGUGUGAGAAGGGGAAGUUCCAGCAGCCAGAGGAGAUUUCUCCUGAACUGGAAAAGAGACUCAGCGAUUUGUCCCAGAAAACUCUUGCUCUCAUGGAGCCUCUGAGGAAGUUCAAAGGUACCUAGAAGGGAUCUAGAGUGGAAAUUGGGAAAAGCUUUUGUGGCUGUGGGAGGAGAAUGGCUCUUGGCAAUUGGUUCAUAGUUAGAUGAUGCUUCUCUUUAAUUCUUGGGUGAGAAUGUCACACACUUGGGGUCCAAGUCACCCUGAUUGAUUGAUUCAAACCUUUGUUUCUACCAAAAGCCUGCCUUGCCAUUACAGUUACUCUUAAAGUAAGAAAUGACAGACAUACAGAAAGACGAACUAGCCAAUUAUCUUCUCCUGGGCCAUAGGCAGGUCACAGUGAAUUUCUCCUAUGAAGCUCCGAGAACCCCUUACAAUGUCUGACAUAUUAUGCGUGUCCAAAUGAUGUAUGUAUUAGUUCUUUUCCAAUCAUCUUUGAGUGUUAUGAAUAUUAAAUAGCGUAUAUAGCUCAUACAAUACACAUACAUGAACUUCCUAAUUGGCAGGUCUUUGGAUGUCCAAGCUAUGUUCAUGUUGUUGUUCUCUUUUCUGAUUGAAAUAUUAUUAAGAUUCAGAUUUCAGCUCAGAUUUUUUUAGUAAAAGUCACAGAAAGGUCUCGAGCAAUAAACAAAACUUCACGGAAGCCUGUGACCUGUCCGUGAUUUUUACUAAAAUAUCCCUGACAAAGUAGGGAAGAAGGAGGGUCCAGCACCCACAGUGACUGGGGACUCUGGGGUCCCCUCUCCCUCCCCACCCCCCACAGCAGUUGGGAGCUCCAAGGCAUCUGCUGCAGCUAGGAACUGCUGAGGGCCCGCUGCCAGCAGCAGCUGAGAGCUGCAAGGCUCCCUGCUGAUCUCCAUGACAUAAUAAUCCUUAUUUCUUACCACUGAUUAUGCCCAGGUCACUUUCAAGCUUGUCUCCAUAUCGCAGUUUUUGGAGUUUGCUAACUGCUCCUGGACAGUACAUUUUGGGAGUGUUGUCUUUAACCUCUUUGUGUGAUCAAAACAUCUUUGUCCUACAGAGCAACUUAUGAACACAUCGCUUCAUAACAAGGUCACUUAAGGCAACACUUCCCUUACGUCCAGCAAACUACUCACCAGGCCAAAGCCGAGUCAGUCAGUGCAAACACACAAUCGUGGUCUGUCCAAACUGCUGCAUAAGAAAUGACCCUUGUAGCAUUCUCAAUACUUAGCAUAACAAACAGUGGAAAGCAGACAAAUGGAGCAGACGUAGCAGGGGCCCAGGAGUCGGGAUGGCUCACAUGAAUUCAUGAUUUAUUGAAGGUCAGAACAUUCGGGCCCCAAUUUAGCAAAAUGGACUAAUUUGGGGCAGCUACGUUUCUCUGUCCCAUCUAGAGAGCUGCAGGUGGAGUCAAUGCAGGUGCCCCACUCCUCUGAGAACCAGGCCCUAGGGCCUAAAAGUCGCCAUCCAAGAUAUAGACCAGAAAUGAGAGGCCGUCUGUUAAAGCUGGACCCAGCCCAUCACUCUGCUCUGGUACUGGAUGGCAGCUGUGCUGAGCCAAUGGGCUUUGGGGAAGGAGAAAGCUCCUCCCACACAGUGAGGAAUCCUCCAGCCAUGGGCGGCAGACACUCUGCCGUCUGCACUGGAGAGAAAAAGCGGGGAACCCCUAGGAGCCCCCAGACUGGUGCAUGUGACUCUGGAUCCAGACACGGCUCAUCCCAUCCUCGUCCUGUCUGAGGAUCGGAAAAGUGUGAGACGGAGAGACAGACGGCAGCGACUGCCUGACAACCCUGAGA
Mauremys mutica (yellowpond turtle) is the source of this 2555-nucleotide messenger RNA. RefSeq names its product tripartite motif-containing protein 15-like. NCBI's taxonomy places the organism in Eukaryota, Metazoa, Chordata, Testudines, Geoemydidae. Bases 309 to 863 code for a protein of 184 amino acids. The record is from RefSeq and is a predicted model, not a curated record. The transcript is spliced from 7 exons.